Anopheles bellator is the source of this 2244-nucleotide messenger RNA. Its product is annotated as fatty-acid amide hydrolase 2-B. The record is from RefSeq and is a predicted model, not a curated record. Bases 172 to 1830 code for a protein of 552 amino acids. NCBI's taxonomy places the organism in Eukaryota, Metazoa, Arthropoda, Insecta, Diptera, Culicidae. The transcript has 3 exons.
GCCGCGGAGCGACAUAAAAGUCCGUGGGCGCGGGCUGGUCCGGCCAGUCUGAUCCGAUUCCAGAGCACCACUACUCGACCAGUUAGCGGCAAACCAGAUGUGCUCCUAAUACUGACCGCGUUUAUCAAGUGACGUGCUGAUGAAAGUGCACUCUCAGAGACGGUUACUACGAUGAGUUCGCCACUGAAAGCGCUGGUGGAAUUCCUGCGGCUCAUCUACGCCAAGUGUUACCGGAAGGUGGUCCGAGAAUGCAACCACGCCAUGAGUUACGCUAUACGACGGCUGCUUCGGGCAGCGAUGUGCGUCUUUAGCUGGUUCGUGGUGCCCUACUCGCAGUGCGUCAGUGGCCGCAUAGCACGCCGCAAACUACCGCCCAUCGAGGACCCGCUCCUGCUGCUGACCGCCACCGAGCUCGCCGACCGCAUUCGCUCCGGACGCGUGAAGAGCGAACAGGUGGUCCAGACGUACGUUCAACGCUGCCGUCAGGUUAAUCCGCUCCUAAAUGCGAUCGUCGAGGAUCGCUUCGAGGCCGCCCUGGAGGAAGCGCGCAACACCGAUCGCCUGCUGGCCGAAGGAUCGUUGGGGACGCCGGAAGAGCUGGCCCGCGACAAACCGCUGCUCGGGUUGCCGGUGUCGAUCAAGGAAAGUCUGGCCGUGGAGGGCAUGAGCAAUACGGCGGGCCGGAUACUGCGUGACAAGAAGGUCGCUCUGAGCGAUGCACCGGUCGUCCGGCAAAUCAAGCGCGCCGGCGGGAUCGUGCUGCUCGUGAGCAACACACCCGAGCUCUGUCUAUGCUGGGAAACGUACAACAACUGCACCGGCCUGACACGGAAUCCCUACAACCUGCAGCGUACGGCCGGCGGGUCGUCCGGGGGCGAGGCGGCCCUGAUUGCUGCGGCCGGUUCGCUACUCGGCGUCACCACCGAUAUCGCCGGCUCGUCCCGACUGCCGGCCCUAUUCAACGGCGUGUUCGGUCACAAACCGUCCCCGUACGUCGUCUCACCAUUCGGUCACCAUCCGUCGUGUGACGACGAGAAUUGGGGGAGCUUCUUCACCCCCGGCGCCAUGUGCCGGUACGCCGAGGACCUGCCGCUGUUGCUCGGAGCCAUGCGCGACCCGGAAGGGACACCCGUCACGCUGGACAAACACGUGCCGCUGGCCGCGAUCAAGUGUUACUACAUGGAGAACGAUGGACCGUCGGGGCUGACCCGUCCGCUCGAUGCCGACAUUGUGCGCGCCAUCCGCGACGUGGCGGCCCACCUGAACGCGCAGCGCGUCAACCUGAAGCGGCUCCGCUGGACGCUGGACAUUUCGAUCUGCAAAAUGCUGCGCAUGAAGAACAUCGAAACGAUCUACAGCCCACAAGCGAACGGGAAGCCGGCGACCACGAUCAAGCGCGAGGUGCUCAAGUAUCUGCUCGGGCGCUCCAAGUCCGACCUACCGUCGGUCAUGAUCGGGCCGAUGCAGCACAUCAUCAACCACUACAUUCCCCAGUCGCGGCUCGACUUUCUCGACGCCCAGACUGAGAAGCUGCGCCGGGACUUUAUCGAUCUGCUCGGCACCGACGGCGUGUUUAUCUAUCCCGGCUUCCCGAACACGGCCCACCGGCAUUACCGCAUCUUUCACAAGCUGGUCGAUACGACGUACAUGAUGGUGUUUAACACCGUCGGACUGCCGGCCGCCUCCUGCAUGGUCGGACUCGAUCACGACAAGCUACCGAUCGGUGUGCAGGUCGUUGCCGCCCCGGGCCAGGAUCAUCUCAUCUUCGCGGUGGCCAGAGAGCUGGAGCGACGGUUCGGGGGCUGGGUUCCACCGCCAUCGGCCGAGUGAAGUGAAGCGCAACACAACCCGGACCACCGCCCCGGGGACAGCCCGUCAGAUUGUGAUCCUUUCGAGCUUAGGACUAGGUUGCUGUUAGACAUGUUGACCUUACGUUACGUGUACAUUAUCGUUGCGUUUUGUUUUUUUGUUGGACAACCCUCCGAUUGCGAGUUCUUCAGCAAUGAGGUGCGCUUCUUCAGUCGAGUUAUGUGUCCUUCCUUCGUCAGCCUUCGUUUCCGGAUGGUAUGAGACGCAUAGGAUCUCCGACGGCCGUUACAAGACAGCCCGCAGGCUCACUGAAUGGUGAAACUGGCCUUGUAUUACAUAUAUCGUUAAUAAGUUCGUAACUCUAGUUAAUCUGAGACUGUACGGUAGAAGGGAUACAAUGUUAAACAUUACAGAUACAUCAUAGUCCCCACUGGA